This is a messenger RNA of Triplophysa dalaica, 4734 nucleotides long. It is a transcript of the gene pcdh10b, whose product is annotated as protocadherin 10b. Lineage: Eukaryota; Metazoa; Chordata; Actinopteri; Cypriniformes; Nemacheilidae. Gene Ontology annotation, biological process: homophilic cell-cell adhesion. Gene Ontology annotation, molecular function: calcium ion binding. Bases 462 to 3542 code for a protein of 1026 amino acids. Gene Ontology annotation, cellular component: plasma membrane. The transcript is spliced from 5 exons. The record is from RefSeq and is a predicted model, not a curated record.
ACCACCGGAGCGCACCUGACAUACUGGGACCUUUCAGAUAACACGAAAAAGGGAAACAUAUUGACUGUCGCUGUAAACAGAGACUAUAUCUCAGAUAUAUCAAGUUCAUCUAUUGAAAGAACUCUAUGGAUUAUUUAAGUGUGUUUUAUUCGACAUUAAAACGCUUUUUAUUUGAGCCAGUAUCAGUUUAAUGUAAUGCGUACUUGUGACAAAAAUUCGGCGCGACUCUAAAGCCAGAGCUUCUUCGUGGAGCUAUACGAAGGGAAUCGUCUUGGGAAAUUGGUCCCGUCUUAACCAACGGACAGCAUGGUUUUUGGCUGACAGCCCCGUUUAAGGAAAGCUAUUACCCUUCAACCAAAGCCCUACGCACGCUUGAGCGCCUUACAUCGAGGAAGAGGGGUAUGGUUUUGCUGCGCGCUCAGCGGAGAUAAAAUAUCCCAAGUGCCCUUUCCGUAGAGGAGAUGUUUGUAUUUUUGCUCCUGCUGUGUCUCGCGGAUGGUGUAGUUUCGCAGAUACGGUACUCUGUGCCCGAGGAAGCGGAGCAUGGCACGUUUGUGGGAAAUAUCGCAGAGGAUUUGGGACUGGACCUUACGAAACUUUCAUCCCGCCGAUUUCAGGUGGUGCCCAGCUCGCGGACGCCGUACCUGGAAGUAAACUUGGAAAACGGGGUGCUUUUCGUGAACGAGAAAAUCGACCGGGAGCGCAUCUGUAAGCAGACUGCCAGCUGUUUGCUUCACCUGGAGGUGUUCCUGGAGAACCCACUCGAGCUCUUUCGCGUGGAGAUAGAGGUGGUGGACAUCAACGACAACCCGCCGAGCUUUCCAGAGACGGACAUCACCGUGGAAAUAUCCGAGAGCGCGACCCCUGGCACGCGCUUCCCUUUGGAGAGCGCCUACGACCCGGAUGUCGGUAGCAACGCACUGCGCACCUACGACAUCACCAACAACAACUAUUUCUACCUAGACGUGCAAACGCAAACGGACGGCAACAAAUUCGCAGAGCUGGUUUUGGAAAAGCCGUUGGAUCGAGAACAGCAGGCAAUGCACCGUUAUGUUCUCACGGCCGUGGACGGUGGCCAACCUCCUCGGACUGGGACAGCAUUGCUUGUGGUCAGAGUGCUCGACUCCAACGACAACGUCCCCGUGUUUGAUCAGCCGGUAUACUCUGUGAACCUGGCAGAAAACGCGCCCGUGGGCACGCUCGUGAUUCAACUUAACGCCACCGAUUCAGACGAGGGCCCUAACGGAGAGGUAAUUUACUCGUUCAGCAACCACAUCUCGGGUAGAGUAAAAGAACUGUUUGAUAUUGAUGCUAGAACUGGCCGAAUAGAGGUCAGAGGCGAGGUGGACUUUGAGGAAAGCAGCUUGUAUCAGAUUUACGUUCAAGCGAAAGAUAUGGGACCAAACGCCGUGCCCGCGCAUUGUAAAGUUUUGGUAAAAGUGACAGACGUGAAUGACAACGCACCUGAAAUCAUCUUCAGCACAGUCACGGAGUCCGUGAGCGAAAACGCAGCCACGGGUACCGUCAUCGCUCUGCUCAGCGUCACAGAUAAGGACUCGGAAGAAAACGGACAGACUCAUGUGGAGAUUCUUGGCGACGUCCCUUUUAAACUUAAAACCUCAUUCAGAAAUUAUUAUACUAUUGUAACCGAUGGUCCCCUCAACAGAGAGACUUUAGAGGCGUACACUGUCACUGUAGUUGCAAGAGAUAAAGGAAUUCCAUCUUUGGCGAGCAGCAAAUCAAUCAAAGUGCACGUGUCAGACGAGAACGACAACGCGCCCACUUUUACGCAGCCCGUUUAUGAUGUGUAUGUGACUGAAAACAACGUCCCCGGUGCUUAUAUCUACGCUGUCAGUGCCGUUGACCCCGACGUCGGACAGAAUGCUUAUAUAACUUACUCCAUAGUGGAGUGUGAGAUCCAGGGUAUGUCAGUGGUCACGUAUGUGUCCAUCAACUCGGAGAAUGGUUAUCUCUACGCUCUCAGAUCAUUUGAUUAUGAGCAACUAAAAGACUUUAGCUUUAUGGUUCAAGCCAGAGACUCGGGCAGCCCCGAGUUGUGGUCCAACACCACGGUAAAUGUAAUUAUUGUGGAUCAAAACGAUAACGCGCCGUCUGUGAUUGCGCCUCUCGGAAAAAAUGGCACCGCGCGGGAGCCUUUACCGCGCUCUGCUGAACCGGGCUAUUUGGUGACGCGCAUCGUCGCAAUGGAUGCAGAUGAUGGAGAGAACGCGCGAUUGUCCUAUAGUAUACAGCGAGGCAACGAGAAUGGGAUGUUCCGAAUGGACUGGCGUACCGGGGAGUUGCGCACGGCUCGUCGGGUAUCAGCUAAACGAGACCCACAACAGCUUUAUGAGCUGCUGAUAGAAGUAAGAGAUCACGGGCAGCCUCCCAUGUCUUGUAGCGCAGUCGUACAGGUUACACUGGUAGAUAGUCUCGUAGAGGGUCACAGUGGAGAGCGCGGCUCUGCCAAGGCCAAAGAAGCGUCUCUUGAUCUGACACUCAUUCUCAUAAUCGCGCUUGGCUCAGUCUCCUUUAUCUUUCUGCUGGCCAUGAUUGUCCUGGCCGUGCGCUGUCAGAAGGACAAAAAGCUAAACAUUUACAGCACCUGUCUGGCGAGCGACUGCUGUUGCCUCGUUGGGUGCGGGUCGUGCGGAUCGGGCGGCUGCUGCGGGCGUCAGGCCCGAGCCGCCCGAAAAAAGAAGAAACUGAGCAAGUCGGACAUCAUGCUGGUACAGAGCACCAACACGGCCAACGUGAGCGUUGCGAGCGCCGCGCAGGUACCCGUGGAGGAAUCGGGAAGCUUCGGCUCUCUGCAUCAGAGCCAGAAUUACUGUUACCAGGUCUGUCUGACUCCAGAAUCGGCCAAAACGGACUUGAUGUUCAUGAAGGCCUGCAGCCCGUCCCGCAGUAACGACACCGACCACAACCCGUGCGGUGCCAUAGUGACCGGCUAUACGGACCAACAGCAGCCGGACAUCAUAUCAAACGGCAGCCUGCUCUCCAGUGAAACAAAACACCAGAGAGCAGAGCUAAGUUAUUUGGUCGACCGACCAAGGCGUGUUAACAGCUCUGCAUUUCAGGAGGCGGAUAUUGUGAGCUCAAAAGACAGCGGCCACGGAGACAGCGAGCAGGGAGACAGUGACCAUGAUGCCAUGCAUCGCGGACAUUCCUCUGGAGCAGACCUGUUCUCCAACUGCACAGAAGAGUGCAAGGCCCUCGGCCACUCAGAUCGCUGCUGGAUGCCAAGUUUCAUGCCAACCGAAGCGCGACAGGGCGCCGAUUACCGAAGCAACCUGCAUGUGCCGGGCAUGGACUCCGUGCCAGACUCUGAGGUAUUUGAGGGCGAGACCUUGGCGGGCGAUCAGUCAUUCUCCACCUUUGGCAAAGAGACGCCACACCACCCCAACCAGAUGCACCAACAUCAACACCAUCAACACCACCUCAAUGCUUCCACGCUAGAGAGGAAAGAGUUCGAUGCACUUCUGUGUAACUCGCGCAUGCCUUACAAAGCCGCCUGUCUGUCGCGGAAAAGGAUUUGCUAGCUCUUUCCGUGUGGACAUACCAGAGACGGCGUGAAUUUGCACAAUCAGUAAAACUGAUGGAAUGGCAUCAAGUUUUCAGACUCUAUUUCCAGAGGCGUCAGAUCGCGUGUUCCCAAAGGCGUCCGGUGCCUCCGAUCAACAAACUUUAUGAAAGUGUCGGACUCACAGAGCCAGGCAGAAGGCCAGACGGAUGGACACAACAUGUUUCUCAGCAGGACUGAGAUGGGACGGAGGACAAAACAGGACCUUAAAAAAACGUGGAGCAUAGGAAGACAUCCAAGGAGAGAAAUCAGAGGACGACGAAUCCUCUCGGCUUCUGCGUGUGCCUGUUUACAGCACUACUGUACAUGGUAAAAAACAAAAGAAACAAAAAGACGAGGACCACCGACGAAAACUACAAAAAUGGAGAUAUAUUCACUGAGCCCUUUAGCUGUUUAUGUACACACACACUCCACUGAAAAGCCAAUUGUACAGGAAAUAUAUUUGUGCAUUACAAAUGCAAUAUUGUUCUUUUAGACUGUUUUAUAUUCUGUGUGCGGCUGUGUGUGUGUGUGUGAUCAGGUGUUUUCCCUAAAUCUAUUCCAACUCUUUGUCAAAGGAAAGAAGCAACGGAUUCCACGGAUGGAUUUCCUUCCGUCAGGGUUUAAGUGUUUUUCACGUUGUAAGCAGGACAGCUGUGGCCUAACUCUUACUCUCUCAUACUUAGGUUAUAUCACGUGUGAGAAGUCUUAACUGUACUCUUUUAAACUUCGAAAUAAAUAUAAAUCUAUAUCUAUAAAUCUAUCUAUAUAUACUUUUUCUGAAAGUGCGGUCUUCAUUUGCGCCAGUUUUUCCAGUGUAGUGUGUAAGGCUUCGCGAAGGAGCCGUUAGCAUCGCAAAUCCACUUUACAGGGGUUCUUAACGUGACAUAAAGCCUUAUCUCUAAACCUUUCAUCCAUUUUUUCACUUUUGGAUAUUGAGAUUCAUGUCUAUAAAUAAAAAGGGGAGUAAUAAUCUAGAUUUUGAGUACAUGGCAGUUGUGUAUUACUGUAGCCAAAUAGGUCCGUUUAAUAAUUUGAGGCCAAAUAAGAAAAGUGCACACGGUGCAAAGCAAACAUACACUGAAACUGAUAUUGACACACAACUACACACAUGCCCACGAACACCUUAAUAUCAGAAGGUGACAAAUAAACAGAAAAAUGUAUACUUACAA